AUGUUAAAAAUCUAUUUAGCUGAAGAUUCCUACAUUGUCGGUGGGACUAAUGCUUUAGAUGGAGCUUAUCCUUAUAUAGUGUCUCUAAGACAAAAUAAUAGUCAUUUUUGUGGCGGAUCCAUUAUCUCAAAACGUUAUAUUCUCACCGCGGGUCAUUGUCUUAUCCAGUGAAGUCAAAAUAGUCCGGAAGAAAUUAUGAUGUCACUAUUUACCGAUCCAAAAAGUCUCAAAAACGUAACAGUUCAUGCUGGCACGAAUCGUUUAAGUGAAUCCGGUUAUAUUUAUAUUCCUGAAGAAGCCAUUGUCCAUCCUGAUUAUGAUCCUUAUUUAAUAUUCAACGACAUUGGUUUGCUCCGUCUGAAAAUAGAUAUACAAUACAAUAAAUUGGUGCAACCAAUCUCUAUCGCAAAGACGAAUUCUGUUUUGGUUGGCGAUGCUUGCUUUUUAACAGGAUGGGGAACACUAUGGUACUUAGGUGAACUUCCUAAUAAGCUUCAAAAAGUUAAUCUGAAAGUUUACUCACAAUCAAAAUGCAAAAGUGUAUUCUGGAGUAUAAGGUCCAGUCAAAUUUGUGCAUUUUCACAAUUUGGACAAGGAGCAUGUCAUGGUGAUUCUGGUAGUCCACUCGUUGCCAACGGUACUCAAAUUGGUCUUUCCUCGUAUGUUCGACCAUGCGCUAGAGGAUUUCCAGAUGUAUAUACUAGAGUAUUCUCUUUUGCGAAUUGGCUUGCCCAGUACAUCAUUCAACGUACCAUAGUGCUUAUCGCCAUGAAUGCUGUCGCUGGUUUUAUAAUCGCGUAUCUGGCGCUCACCACCUGUGGUUUGCCACAUCCGCAAAUCGUAGGUGGCAAUGACGCUUUGGAUGGCGCAUAUCCUUAUCAGGUGUCAUUGAGAAAUUUGACAUUAGAUUCUUUAUCUCAUUUUUGCGGUGGAGCCAUUAUAAGCGAACAUUACAUUAUUACUACUGCCCAAUGUAUUAAUCAAUUCGAGAAUCCUUACAACGUUUAUGCCGUCAUUGGAAGCAAUUACCUUAAUGCAACUGAUGCAAUAGUAUAUCAAGCAAAAAACUUGAUAGUACACGCUGGUUUCAAUAAUUUGCUACGUGUUCAUGAUAUUGGUUUAAUCCAAGUAUCAAGCAAUAUCAUAUUUAACAAAAACGUCCAACCGAUUGCUUUGUCAACUACCGAUCGCAAUUUUGAUGAUUAUCCUCUCUUAGUCACUGGCUGGGGAGAUCUUUGGUCAAGCGGUUUAGCUUUUAAUCGCUUGCAAGAAAUUAUAGUAAGAGGAUAUUCCCAUGAGUUAUGCAACAGAUGGGCAUACGUCAAGGAGACUCAUAUAUGUACUUUUACAACGGAGAAUGAAGGAUUUUGCCACGGAGACGCUGGUAGUCCACUCGUUGCUGAUGGGGUUUUAGUUGGUCUUAUGUCGUACAGUUAUGGUCCGUGUGGUACAGGUACUCCUGACGUGUCUACCAGAAUAUCUUCCUAUCGAUCGUGGAUUAAAUACUACACAGGGAUCUGAUACUGUAAUAGAUCUACAAUACAUCAAAUCGUCAUUGCGAAAUUUUUUACAAUUACGACAUUUAUUAUUUUAAAACACCAAG
This is a messenger RNA of Trachymyrmex septentrionalis, 1603 nucleotides long. Its product is annotated as transmembrane protease serine 11G-like. The transcript has 10 exons. Lineage: Eukaryota; Metazoa; Arthropoda; Insecta; Hymenoptera; Formicidae. Gene Ontology annotation, biological process: proteolysis. The record is from RefSeq and is a predicted model, not a curated record. Gene Ontology annotation, molecular function: serine-type endopeptidase activity.